Sphenostylis stenocarpa is the source of this 990-nucleotide messenger RNA. Lineage: Eukaryota; Viridiplantae; Streptophyta; Magnoliopsida; Fabales; Fabaceae. The record is from the annotation of a GenBank genome assembly.
AUGGAGGAUUUGUUUAGCAAUUUGCCAGAUGAAGUUCUAAGUAGCAUAGUUUCUUUUCUGCCAAAUGAAUCAGCCCUAGAAACCAGUCUCAUAUGUACUAGGUGGAGAGACUUGUGGAACCAAGUCCUCGUUGAACAUGGAACCACACAAGAUGUAGCUGGCGUUGUUGCUGGAUUUCUGGCUCGUUUUGAAGAGCUUGAUCCACUAAAAUAUCCCCGCAAGCUUCAAUUUCACAUUGCUGAAGACACUGCACUCUUUGCAUCCAUUGCAACCAACAACAAGCUUCUUCUUGAUUUCCCUGGUGGGAACAAACACCUUGAGAGGAAUUAUGAACUGCAGUUCGUGCUCAACAAGGAUCACAUCACACACCGCACUUUUCCCCCCAUUUUCUUAGUCAAAACACUCUAUUUGAAAUCAGUGAGUCACUUGACUAGUUUGGUGGCUUCCUCUAUCGUUUCAAUUUUGGAGCAUCUUGAGAAGUUGGUGAUUGUUGAGUGCACCGGGUUGCAGUCUUUAUGCAUCGAGUCUGAAUCAAAGCUUUACAAGUUAACCGUAUUAGACUGUCCCCAGUUGAAGUUUCUUCAUCUUAGAACUUCUAAGCUUAAAAAUUUCAGAUAUGGUGGCCUUCUUCCAAGGAUUUGGCCAGAAUCUCAUUUCAACCUGAGGCAUGCCAUACUUGAUUUCAGACAAGGACCAAGCUGUGCUGACUUGAAUUCUCAAGAUUUCAAUCAAACACUGUUAACAAUAAAGAAUUGUGAAAUUCUAACUUUAUGUGAGUGGACUUUUGAGGCAUUGAUAUGGCCAUCGAUUUCCCCAAGUGGGAACUUCAUAUUCUAUAAGAUACGAGAGCUAUGGUGGAUUCACAAUCACAAGGGUGAAAAUAGCAUCAAUGCCUUAGUCUCCUUUUUGAAAUUAUGCCCUGCCUUGGAGCAACUAUUUGUGACGGUACAUGCCAUUUUGGAAUUAAUCAAUUCUCUUGUUCUGCUAUAG